This is a messenger RNA of Kwoniella shivajii, 1170 nucleotides long. RefSeq lists its product as uncharacterized. Bases 1 to 1170 code for a protein of 389 amino acids. The transcript is spliced from 7 exons. Lineage: Eukaryota; Fungi; Basidiomycota; Tremellomycetes; Tremellales; Cryptococcaceae. The record is from RefSeq and is a predicted model, not a curated record.
AUGACGACUUCAGCGAUAUAUACUGUCUUCACAUCUCCGCAUCAUGCGCCGAUGCCAAAUCAUUUACCAACGUUGAUCGUUACUCCUCAUGGUCAACCUAAUCAAAUACUGUAUACUUAUCUGCAUACUGAAGAGAACCGUGUAAACUAUCUUCUCACCCCAUCUCCUCAAGGUGAUCUCUGCGUCGCCAAGCUCUUUCCACCCGCUAGACCUGGGCAACCUGGACAUUCAUCAGCUUCAUUACCUACAGUAGCAUCGAAACAACCUCAUAAUGUAGUUCGAUGUGAAGCUUCAAGAGAUCUGAGAUGGACAAUCGAGAAUACAGGUGUCAUGUCACCUAUCUACAAAAUUGUAAAUCAAGAUGAUACUCCUUUAUAUCAAAUCUCAAAACCCAACCCAAAUGCAGAGUUCUGGACAAUGUUCUAUUUCAAAUAUGCUGGUCAUCAAAUUCCUCCUCAACGGAUUGAGUUCGGCAAGGUAGCCAAGAAUCCACCAGAAAAAGGAGGAGGUACGAGAAUAACGGUUACCGGCAAAACAGAGGAUGAGAAGCAGGUCUGGCAGACGUUGGGUGUCGGAAAUGAGGAUUGUGUGGAAUGGGUAGUUUGUUGUGCUUGUUUGAAUCUGCUUGAUGAUCAAAUUCUCCAAGCAGCAGAAAAGAAAGCUGGUAUACUUGGACCUGCAUCUACCGCCGCAAAACCCGCAGUCUCAUCCCCUGCAGCAACGUCGCUUCGACCGAACCCUGGUCCUAUACAAAGAGUCGCACCUACACCUGGACCACGAUCAGCUGGAUCCAAUGGUCCCGGGAUAGCGUCGUCUUUGCCGAUUAAGGGAGCUCGCUCAACAGGACCUGGUGGACCUGGAAUAGCAUCUUCUGCACCCUCAGUAGGAGCUACUAAUCUCUCACAGACAUAUAAAAAUAACCCCAACUUUCGAGCUGGUCCGCCACCUCCUCAACCCCAAGGUAGCUAUAGAGGUCCACCACCACCUCAACAACAGCAACAACAGCAACAACAACAACAACAAAACCAAAGACCUCCUCCUCCUCAGCAGCAACAACAGGGUCAAAGACCACCACCACAAAAUUCAGAUCCCAGGAUGAGAGGUCCUCCUCCACCUCAACAAGGUCAAAGAGGUUAUGCACCGGUCGGUAACGGCGGAAGGAGGUUCUAG